GGUUGAAGUAGCAUGGUACAGAGACGGAGCCUUGUCCGAUUCAAUUCCAUCAGUAGAGCGCUAGGCGCGGUACUGAGGUUGUAUACUGUCGCUAGACAGAGUGCGGAGCGUGGUAGCGGCAGUUACGGAGGACUUUUGUGAAUUUUCUGAUUCGGAACAUGAACUUCAUAUCAACCAGACAUCGGCCCAGGUAGUCAGCUAGACACGUUAAGCAUUAAAAGUGAACAGAGCAAACGGUAAUUGCAAAGGUUUUCAUGCAUACCUUCAAAUGACUGAGGGCGGUGCUUCUCAUAAGACAAUUUAAUAUCUGUCAUAUUUCAAAACUGUUUCGCUGAAGUCCUGGAAUUUGUUCAUUCUCUGAAGUCCUGGAAUUUGUUCAUUCUCUAUCCAUCCCCCCCCUUUUUUUACCUUCCCCUUCUAUUCGUCAAGUGUGAGACUCCUAAAGAUUUCAAUUGCAGCUGCUGCAAGGCAGUAGGUCUUUGAAACAGCAUUUGAUAGCCACUGGACUUGCCUCAUCGCGGAGUUUUUGACUCCUCAUCAUGGGGUAUAGUGUACAAACUGCAAGAAGUGGAAGAAGAGGAGUCACAGGAUACUUACUGCAGAUGAUCACCAUAUCUUUCGUUUUGCUAAUUGCCCUCGUGGAUAUCGGAGCUGCUCAAGUGAGAGAUGAUGAUGACUACAUGGGAUUGGGUGAUCUCCCAGAGACCUUCCCCUCGGACCCCCCGGAGCCCCUCCCAGUGUUCCUGAUGGAGCCCGAGGAGGCGUACAUCGUCAAGAACAAACCUGUCAAUCUCUACUGCAAGGCCACGCCCGCCACACAGAUCUACUUCAAGUGUAACAGCGAGUGGGUCCACCAGAAAGAACACACCGUGGAGGAGAGGGUGGACGAGAACUCUGGGUUGGUGGUGCGAGAAGCCAGUAUUGAGAUCACAAGGCAGCAAGUGGAGGAGUUGUUUGGGCCAGAGGACUUCUGGUGUCAGUGUGUAGCCUGGAGCUCUGCAGGGACCACCAAGAGCCGCAAGGCCCACGUCCGCAUCGCCUAUCUCAGGAAGACGUUUGACCAGGAGCCCCUGGGAAAGGAAGUGUCUCUGGAACAGGAAGUUCUUCUUCAGUGCCGCCCACCAGAAGGGAUCCCUGCUGCUGAGGUGGAGUGGCUGAAGAACGAGGAGAUCAUAGACCCUGCUGAUGACCGUAACUUCUACAUCACCAUCGACCAUAACCUGAUCAUCAAACAGGCCAGACUGUCUGACACCGCUAAUUACACCUGUGUCGCCAAGAACAUCGUCGCCAAGAGACGCAGUACCACGGCAACAGUCAUCGUCUACGUGAAUGGCGCCUGGUCAACAUGGACAGAGUGGACGGUGUGUAACAGUCGCUGUGGCCGUGGCUACCAGAAGCGCACGCGGAGCUGCACCAACCCAGCACCGCUCAACGGGGGUGCCAUCUGUGACGGGCAAGGCAUUCAGAAGCUGGCAUGCAACCCACUGUGCCCAGUGGAUGGUCUGUGGACAGAGUGGAGUAAAUGGUCCACGUGUGGGACAGAGUGUACCCACUGGAGGAGGAGGGAGUGCAGGCCCGGUGCCCAAAAACGGGGGAAGGACUGUGAGGGCAUGGUGCUUCAGUCCAAGAACUGCACCGAUGGCCUGUGUAUGCAGACUGCCCCCAGUACAGAUGACGUUGCGCUGUACGUUGGCGUCGUCAUCGCUGUGAUCAUGUGUCUGGUCAUCUCCGUCAUCGUGGCGCUGUUCGUCUACAGGAAGAACCACCGCGACUUUGACUCUGACAUCAUAGACACCUCGGCCCUCAACGGGGGCUUCCAGCCCGUCAGCAUCAAGACGGCCCGAACAGCUGACAUCCUGACAGCACCCCCUGACCUGACCUCUGCGGCAGCCAUGUACCGUGGACCCGUCUACGCCCUCCACGACGUAGCCGACAAGAUCCCCAUGACCAACUCCCCCCUCCUGGACCCCCUGCCCAACCUGAAGAUCAAGGUCUACAACUCCUCUGGUCUGGUCACCCCCUCCGAGGACCUGUCUGACUUCUCCCCCAAGCUGCCCCGUUGCCUGCUGGAUGGGGACACCAUGGGGAGGAGGACCCAAACCCAGACUUUGCACCGUACUGGUACCAGGGACCCCUCCUGUACCGCCCUGGGCUCCUUCAACUCUCUAGGGGGGCACCUCAUCGUCCCCAACUCAGGGGUGAGUCUGCUAGUUCCAGCAGGAGCCGUCCCUCAGGGGAGAGUCUAUGAGAUGUACGUGACCGUCCACAGGAAGGACAGCAUGAGGCCCCCAGUCGAUGACUGUCAGACAGUGCUAAGCCCAGUGGUGAGCUGUGGCCCCCCAGGGGCUCUCCUGACACGCCCAGUCAUCAUCACCAUGCACCACUGUGCUGAGGCCGACAGUGGAUCAGCCGAGGAUUGGCUGAUUCAGCUCAAGACCCAAUCACAGCAGGCCCAGUGGGAGGAGGUAGUGGUGGUAGGAGAGGAGAACUUCACCACUCCCUGUUACAUCCAGAUGGAUGAGGAGGCGUGUCACAUCCUGACAGAGACCCUAGGGACCUACUGCCUGGUGGGCCAGUCCUGCAGCGCAGCCACCACCAAGCGGCUCAAGUUGGCCAUCUUCGGCCCCGUCACUUGCCCUGCUCUGGAGUACCACAUUAGAGUCUACUGCCUGGACGACACACAGGACUCACUCAAAGAGGUCCUACAGAUGGAGAAGCAGAUGGGAGGGAAACUGCUGGACGAACCAAAGACCCUCAACUUCAAGGACAGCACCCACAACCUGCGACUGUCCAUCCACGACGUCCCACACACACUGUGGAAGAGCAAGCUACUAGCCAAGUAUCAGGAGUUGUCGUUCCAGCAGGUGUGGUCUGGGUCCCAGAGGAACCUCCACUGUACCUUCACCCUGGAGAGGUUCUGUCCCAGCACCGUAGACCUGGUCUGUAAACUGUGUGUCCGACAGGUGGAGGGGGAGGGACAGAUCUUCCAGCUGGACACCACCCUCUCAGAGGACACCCAGAGCAUCGACACGUCCCUGCUGGACCCAGCCAGUAACAUCACAACCCUGGUGGGGCCCAAUGCCUUCCGCAUCCCCCUCUCCAUCAGACAGAAGCUCUGUGGCAGCCUGGACGCACCACAGACCAGAGGCAACGACUGGAGGAUGCUGGCACACAAACUGAACCUGGACAGGUAUCUGAACUACUUUGCCACUAAGUCCAGUCCUACUGGGGUGAUUUUAGACCUGUGGGAGGCACAACACUUCCCAGACGGGAACCUUAGCCGCCUAGCUGCCGUGCUGGAGGAGAUGGGUCGCCAUGAGAACCUCAUGCCCAUGGCAAUGGACCACUGACACCUGUCCGUCAAAGAACAGGAAAUUCCAGGGAAGAGUGAGAGAUGAGUCAGGGAGAGAAGGCGAGAGAGUAAGAGCGGCAAUCUGUUAGCUGACAUGCAGAACAGGCAGAGGCCGCCAUUUUUUCAAUCAGGGAACACACAGACAUAGUGACACACACACACACGUA
Molecule: messenger RNA, 3519 nt
Organism: Oncorhynchus tshawytscha (Chinook salmon)
Lineage: Eukaryota; Metazoa; Chordata; Actinopteri; Salmoniformes; Salmonidae
Gene: unc5cb
Product: unc-5 netrin receptor C
Biological process (GO): netrin-activated signaling pathway
Cellular component (GO): membrane
Molecular function (GO): protein binding; netrin receptor activity
Source: RefSeq, a predicted model, not a curated record